AUGUUUGCCGCUUCGGUCACUGCCGAGGGCUUGACACAAUCUCGAUACCCUUCGCAUGUGCCUCAGAUCAUCGCCUCUUUCCCUCUGUAUUGGAUUUUGCAAGUCAGCGACCACUAUCUUUAUUUUGGCGACCGUACCUACACCAGGUCUUUCCUUCCACGAAUAGAUGGUGUGCUCGAGUUCUUCGAGACACAUAUCGAUGAGCUUGGUCUUGUUGGGAAUCUGCCCUCCGAUGUGUGGCAAUACGUUGACUGGGUUACCACUUGGGGAGCUACGGACGAGCAUCCCGACAAGGGUGUACCUACUUCGGGCAGAAAGUCCAAUCGUCAUACCUUCUUCAGUCUAAUCUACGCUUGGGUAUUGCAGAAGGCAGCAAGCCUUGUCCAGGCCGUUGGACGUCCUGGGCACGCACAAGAAUACGAACAGCGCGCCAAUGCUGUCAUCCAAGCUGUCCGGAAGCACUGCCAGGAUGGACAGUUUGUCACGGAUUCCACAGCAGAUAUUGCCGACGAAUUGGCAUACUCGCAGCACUGCCAAGUAUUUGGCGUGCUUACCGGAACGAUCGAACCUCUCAAGCAGGCAACCGUCCUUCGACGAGCCUUUGCACAGGAUUCCGGCUUCUCCAAGUGCUCGUACGUUAUGCAGUUUUACGCCUUGCGCGCCUUCGCAAUGGCCGGAGAUGGCGUGUACGAGGAGAUGUGGUCCCAAGUCUGGAACCCGUGGCGACGCAUGUUACGCAACAACUUGACCACCUGGGAAGAGGACGACGUGAGACAACGAUCUGAUUGUCACGCCUGGGGUAGCGUGCCAAUCUAUGAAUUCUGUACCGAGGUGGCAGGCGUGCAGCCGAUUGGAGCUGGGUGCUCCAAACUUCUCUUUGCACCCCGAUUGACGCUUAGCAAAAGUAUCAAAGCCAAUGUUGCGCUGGGCAACGACAAUCUGGCCAUUGUCUCGUGGCAUACCAACGAGGAUGGCAGUAUACAGGUUGAUCUUCGACUUGACAGAGCAAUUGAAGUGCAAAGCCAAAUUGCCAAUGAGGAUGUCAUUGAACAUGGCGUUCUAAAUCAUCUUGUUCUACAGUAUCGCCCGACCAGAUAA
This is a messenger RNA of Aureobasidium vineae, 1098 nucleotides long. The record is from the annotation of a GenBank genome assembly. Lineage: Eukaryota; Fungi; Ascomycota; Dothideomycetes; Dothideales; Saccotheciaceae.